GCCACGCUCUGGCUCCUUCCUCCCGCACCCCGUUGGCCUCCUCCUCCUCCUCCUCCUCCCUCUCCCUGUUUGCACGCUCCCUCCCUCUUUCACUCUCUUUCUUUCCCUUAACGCCACGCUGCAGAAAGGCAGACCUGGGGAACUGGAGGUCCACAGAGGCAGUGGAGGAGGAAUGCUGUUUCUUUGCGAGUGAAAGGAGGAGGCAGAGAGACAAUGAAGGAGUGUCUUGGUUGCUGCCUGGAUUAAGAAAGCAUACAUAAUAAUAAUAAUAAAAAAAAAUCUGGACCCAACAAACGAGGAAAAAGGGAGGAGAGGAGGAGGAGGAGGAGGUUGCUGGGGGGAGCCCACUCCAGUGGGUGAACAGCCGCUUUGAAUCGUGCCUCUGUUCCCAAGGAUUAAAGCAUGAAUGGGAGCAGCUUCCCAGCCACGAUGGAGAGAGAAGGCGGUUCAGGCUAUGGGAAUAAGGUUUCCUUCAAAUGAGUCCCUGAAGUUCCUGCUGGCAGCUCCAGCAGUGUCCUGUAGAAGUGCCCUCCUGCUCCUGGUCUCAGCGGCCAAGGCCCCUCCAAACCUGCUUCUGCAAUGGGUGGGUUGUAAGCACUGGUAAUGAGGAGCUGUGGGUCCAGUCAGUCUUGGAGAUGCCGAAGAGACGAGACAUCCUGGCUAUCGUGCUGAUAGUUCUGCCCUGGACACUACUAAUCACCGUCUGGCACCAGAGCACCAUUGCUCCACUGCUUGCAGUGCACAAGGAUGAUGGUGGUGACUCCCAGCGUGAUCUCACUGCAGGCUUGGACUCCAAGGAAUACUGCUUGUCGGACCGGGACAUUGUGGAGGUGGUGAGGACAGAAUAUGUUUAUACCCGCCCACCCCCGUGGUCAGACACCCUUCCCACCAUCCACGUCAUUACACCCACCUACAGCCGGCCUGUGCAGAAGGCAGAGCUGACGCGCCUGGCCAACACCCUCCUGCACGUGCCAAACCUGCACUGGAUCCUGGUGGAGGACUCCCAGCGGCGCACACCUCUCAUCACCCGGCUGCUGCGGGACACGGGGCUGAACUACACCCACCUCAACGUGGAGACACCCCGCAACUACAAGCUGCGGGGAGACAUGAGGGAUCCCCGCAUUCCCCGGGGGACCAUGCAGAGGAACCUUGCUCUGAGAUGGUUGAGAGAGACCUUUAACAAAAAUAACAGCCAGCCUGGGAUUGUUUACUUUGCUGAUGAUGAUAACACCUACAGCCUGGAGCUCUUUGAGGAGAUGCGCAGCACCAGGAAGGUGUCAGUGUGGCCAGUAGCCUUCGUCGGUGGCUUGCGCUACGAGUCACCCAAAGUGAACGCCGCAGGGAAGGUCUAUGGCUGGAAAACUGUGUUCGACCCCCACCGCCCCUUUGCUAUAGACAUGGCAGGGUUUGCUGUGAACCUCAGACUGAUUCUCCAGCGAUCUCAGGCUUACUUCAAACUGCGAGGAGUGAAGGGAGGCUACCAGGAGAGCAGCCUGCUCCGGGAACUAGUGACCUUGAAUGACCUUGAGCCGAAAGCUGCCAAUUGCACUAAGAUUUUAGUCUGGCAUACAAGGACAGAAAAGCCUGUGCUGGUGAAUGAGGGGAAGAAAGGAUUCACAGAUCCCAAUGUGGAAAUCUGACUGUGCAUGGCUGAACGGACACCAACACCAGGAGAUUUCUUCGUGCACAGCCUGCAAGGUUCCUCUCCACAGCAUACAACCAGCCAGACAUGCAGUAGCCAGGACCUCUGCUGACUUCCAAGAGUUUUAGCGUACUGAAAACAAGCAACACUGCAUACAUAAACUACCCGGAUUCCCCUGCCCUUCCUCCUGGACUCUGAGCAGAACCAGACGCUCUGGAGGUGGAGAAAAAGCACAGAAAAUACAGGACUGACGUCAGCUUCAGUACAAGACCAGCUGCCUCGUGAGGUGCUCAGUUUGGGAGAAGUGCAUGCAGGGCAUGACGCGCUGAAGACGUGGCCCAGCUGGAAUGGCUGUCUAGACUGAGGGGGCAGUUUUACAGGACCUGAAAGCAAGGGUGAGAAUGCCCGCAGGAGUGUGUUGGCCCCCGAUGACUCGUUUUUCCUGAGACACACGUACCUUGCGGCUAUGUGUGCAACAGCCUAAGCAGCUCUCUGUUCGUGGAGGGGACAGCUGCCUUCUGAGAUGGCACCUUAGCCCUUAAUUUUAAACCUACUUUAAUCAGUGUUUAUUACGCUGCACAAGACAGGAAGGUUUCAGGGAGGGUGAAAAGCAAGGCAGGUUAGAACAAACCCGUUCAGUAACUCUGUUCUCUUUGUUCUCUUUUUUUUUUUUUUUUCCCCUCUGUCCUCUCCCUUCAUUAGUUUCACGGUUUGGAGGGCACUCUUGACAUACCUCUGUGCUCACAGAAUCACAGAACGGUUUGGGUUGGAAGGGGCCUUUAAAGCUGAUCUAGUCCAACCCCCCUGCAAUGAACAGGGACACCUUCCACUAGAUCAGGCUGCUCAGAGCCCUGUCCAGCCUAACCCUGAAUGUUUCCAGGGAUGGGGCAUCUACCACCUCUCUGGGCAACCUCUUCCAGUGUUUCACCACCCUAAUUGUAAAACAUUUUAUCCUUAUAUCUAGUCUAAAUCUACCCUUUUUUAGUUCAAAACCAUUACCCCUUGGCCUAUUGCAACAGGCUCUGCUAAAAAGUCUGUCCCCAUCUUUCUUAUAAGCCUCCUUUGACUACUGAAAGGCUGCAAUAAGGUCUCCCUGGAGCGUUCUCCUCUCCAGGCUGGAGAACCCAAACUCUUUCAGCCUUUCUUCACAGGAGAGGUGCUCCAGCCCUCUGGCUCUCCUCUGGACUUGCUCCAACAGGUCCAUGUCCUCCUUAUGUUGGGGGUCCCAGAGCUGGACGCAGGGCUGCAGGUGGGGUCUCACGAGAGCAGAGCAGAAGGGCAGAAUCCCUUCCCCUGACCUGCUGGCCACGCUGCUUUGGAUGCAGCCCAGGGUACGUACGGUUGGCUUGCUGGGGUGUGAGCACACGUUGGCUCGUGUCCAGCUUCUCAUCCGCCAGUACCCCCAGUCCUUCCCAGCAGGGCUGCUCUCGAUCUCUCAAUCCCCAGCCUGUAUUGAUACCGGGGGUUGCCCUGACCCAGGGGCAGGACCCUGCACUUGGCCUUGUUCGGCCUCGUAAGGUUCACAUGGACCCACUUCUGGAGCUUGUCCAGAUCCCUCUGGAUGGCGUCCCAUCCCUCAGGUUUGUCAACCGCACCGCUCAGCUUGGUGUGGUCUGCAAACUGGUGAGGGUGCACUCGAUCCCAGUAUGUCAUCGAUGAAGAUACUAAACAGUACUGGUCCCAGUAUGGACCCCGGAGGGACACCACUCAUCACCAAUCUCCACCUGGACAUGGAGUUGACCACUACUAGCUGACCACUGUUCCUGGAUGGAGUUACGUUUACAGCAUGUGGUUCUUUAUUCAUCCAUGCUAAAAUAAUUGGAAGUGGGUUUUAAUGAGAUUGUUGUGGCCACACACCAUAAUACUUCAUCCAGGCUCAGAUCUUGGUUCUGUUUAGCUCUGAUUGGGUUCACAUGAGCACUAGGUGUGGGAUUCUCUGAAGGGUGCUCCUCCAUAAAGCCAAAUUUCCAUUCUUAAAACAUAGAGUUAAUUGCUUAAAACCAGGGAUUGAAUAAUCAAAGCCGAUUUUAGUGCAUUUACUAUUCUACUGGAAUGUAUCCUUCAGCCCUAGCCCCUUUUUCAGGGCCAUGCCAUAUUACUGCAGAGCUACUGGCGUGAAAAGCCACACUGGAGCCGUUUGAGAGUUAACUUCUGAUGGGUCAAGCAGCACCCUUGUGAAGGGGAUCCUGUGCUUAGUGCUCUGUUUCUUCAGCACCUGGCUUGAGGCAGGUUGAAAAACCGUCUAUGUAGAACAUUAAUCAUCUCAUCCCUGUUCUGUAACAUCAAAGGACCUGAGACAGCGUUGAUGAAAGGGUGCUCUCUGACGAAACUGUAUUUUGUUUCUCAGUGAGAGACACAGGACUGACCAAUGCAGAAGAAGAACCUGGGUGCUACUACCUUGGUUGACUCUGUAUUUGAGGUGACAAACUUGCCUAGGAAGAAACUGAGGUACAACAUACCCCUUCUCCCCACCUCCAGCCCCUUAAAAAACAAACAAAAAACUUACCUCCCCGUUCAUAGUUGUCAAAACUUUGAUCAAUCCCCAUUAUCCCAGUUCUUUCAACCCCUAUUAUCCCAAUUCUUUCCAAAAAGUCUGAAGCACAAUUUUAUGUUUGAAUUGAGGGAAAAUGUAAUCCUGGAAAUAGACUUUGUUAUCUUUAGCCCUAACACAUAGAACUAUUAAAAUGCUAUAGAUCUGAUUGUUAGUUUCACAGUGCAGAAGUCUCCCCUUGGACUAAUGACAUUGUGUAUUUCAUAUAUUUUAAAAAAAAAAACAAAUUUUUUUUGGUAAGUUAUUUUCUCUCAGUGUAUAUCAAAACCAUUGGGGAAAAGCUUCAUUCUUUAGUUCCCAGUCACAGAAGCCUUGCGACGUAGCCUUUACAAAAAUGUUCCUUUCAGACGUAUUGGCUGAAGCACGACUUGGAUAGAAAAGCAUUUGAUGCUACUGGCUGCUCUAUGGGAACGGGUGUUGUUAUCUUGUAUUAAAUCAGUAGCUCUGCACUCCAGCAGAUAUAUUCUGUUAUUGUACUAGCCUUCCAAGUUCCCUUCAGUCUGCAAACCCUAGAAUGGAAAGAGACAUUUUUCAAGGACUACAAAGUUUUCAUACCAUUUAAAUAGUUGCCAACUGCUGUCCUCUCCUAGCUGCAUGUUUUGUUUCACUAAUCUUAAUUCCAGUCCCUGCUCGGUUGCAACCUUCCCUCUUUGGAAGGAACAUAACUUUCAGGAAAACGUCAAGGAUCGAGUCCUGAACACAACCCUGCACAUACACUCCACUCUCCUCAAGGCUGGUCACACGAGCCUGGGCCCUUCCAGCUUGCAUAGAGGCUACCGUGGUCCUCGGGAGCAGAUACCCAUGGUCAGUAAGACCAGCUCUGGCCAGGAUGGAGUGUAUUACAGCUGCACUGUCUGUUCUCAGUUUUAAACAAACUGUAUUUAAAUUUGUUAAAUAAAAUUAUGGUUUCUAAGAGCCAGAAUACCCUGAAACUCCAUUAUCAGAGACAGUGCACAUGUUUGGUGUUUCCCUCAUAGCCUGAAUCCUCUGGUUACUGGAACAGAAAACAGGGGCUGAGUGACUUCUUGGAGAUACUGAGCAGAUCUGCAGCUUGAAUUUGAGCUCUUCCUCUCCCUAAAGACAUGGCAGCUUCUCAGUGUCUGUGGAGCCGGUGAGUUAAAAAAAAAAACAUGUGAUGUUUUCCUAAAUCCCGUGUUUCUGUUUUGAGAGACAAAAAGAAAGAAAACAGGACCCAAGUUCCCAAGAUUUCACAGCAGGUUUAAAUAGAAAGUAUGGGUGUGCUCUCCCAUUGCAACUAUGUAUGCAACCCCUUCUAUCCCAGCCAAAAUCUGAGCCCUGCUCAUUUUACAAGGGAAAUUUCAUCUUAAGGUGCAUCCCAGUGA
This is a messenger RNA of Falco peregrinus (peregrine falcon), 5536 nucleotides long. RefSeq names its product beta-1,3-glucuronyltransferase 1 (gene B3GAT1). The coding region runs from base 636 to 1640 and encodes 334 amino acids. Gene Ontology annotation, cellular component: Golgi membrane. The transcript has 7 exons. NCBI's taxonomy places the organism in Eukaryota, Metazoa, Chordata, Aves, Falconiformes, Falconidae. Gene Ontology annotation, biological process: chondroitin sulfate proteoglycan biosynthetic process; carbohydrate metabolic process. The record is from RefSeq and is a predicted model, not a curated record. Gene Ontology annotation, molecular function: galactosylgalactosylxylosylprotein 3-beta-glucuronosyltransferase activity.